AGGAAGCUACACGAGCUCAGCCCGUAAUAAGAGAAAUACCCAAAGCUAUUCUGCUCUCAUUGCUUAGCAAAUCCCCAAGACGGCAAAGAAGAUGGAUCAUUAAAGGGUCAGCAGAAGCCCCAUUUGAACAGCCAUGUCAGGCCGAAGAUCCAAGAAAAACCAGAAACUUGGUUCGUCUCGACGAGGCAACAGAGGUCUCAGAGUUAAUGAGGAAAAAGAUAAUGAGUUUGAUGGGCCGGAUGAGGUUCACACCACCAACCCAUCUGAUGACACUGUUUUAGAAGCCCAGUUUGAUCAUCUGCCAUGCAUGGAAACUGAUAAUCAAACCACAGCCUUAGAAUGUUCUCCACGUGCAGAGUCAACAAUUCACAAGGCUUCAGAUGUGGAGGCCGAUCUGCCAGAAAGAAAACGAAAAAUAGGAUCAACGCGUAAGAAGGCUGGCGAGUUAAAAAAUCGGAGGAAUCUUGAACCAUGUGAUGAGGUGAGGACAAGUGAAGAGUUUGGUGAGGAACAAGAAAACCAACUAAACACAUCAACCACUGAAGAGGAACACACUUAUCAAACAAAAAAUGAGCAACAAACUCAGAGAUCUGGGUCAGGAGGGGAGCUUGGGGUUGCACAAAACAUUAUGGUUACUGUUUCACAAAGUAAAGAAACCGAUGCUAUACACCAUCAAGAGAUAUCCUCGUAUGGUCAGACUUCAAGACUUGAAGCAGGAAGCAAUAUGGCGAUGGAACAAUCUACAGCCCAAUCUAAUGUCGUCACAAUGUCUAGAACUGAGCAUGAAACCCUUUUGGUCAGCAGCGUACAAAAAAGAAAAAUGGGGUCGACUCGUAGGCCUCUUGGCGGCAAUAGAGAACAAAACAGAGAAAAUGUUGAGGUAGAAGAACUUUUUAGAAACACGACAGAUGAUGUAUGGAAAGCAGAAGUCAAAAGCAGUGAAGCAGAGUUCAGCAUUUUAGAGGAGAUGAUGCAAACGUGGGAUGAUGUGAAAAGAAUCAGUCCCACAAACACACCAUCCCACACAGAAUCAGCUUUAGUUUCAAAUCAACCUCUCUCAUCUGAAAGAACUGAAGAACUUGAUGUUUCAGUUGAAACUGAAACCAACAACCGAUCGGUUGCUUGUUCGGUUAUUGAUUCAACAAAACCACCAUCUGACAGAUUCGGCAAUCAUGAGAACUUAUUUCCCAAUAAAGAGUUGGUUUGUUUUAAAUUGGGUUUGGAGACAGACAAUCACGCUGAGGAUUUUAACGUGUUUCAAAAUGUGUCUGACUUACCCCCCACUCGGUCAGAGAAUUUUUUGGAAGAAGUGGGUGGUUUUAGUGAUACCUAUCAAGAUUUGCCCCAUUCAAGACAUAACACAUCAGAGGACUGCGGAUCUGUUACAUUAGUAGAAACUAAAGAGGAACCAUGUAGAAGUGAUCCAAAUAUCAUUAUUUCAUCAUCAAAACAAGAUACAGAAAUAGAUAAACUUCUGGUUAAUGUUGAGGAAACUCUUUCUUCACCCUGCCCUCUUGAUGUUGCUACAAAAUAUGGUAACUCUGAGAUUCCCACGGAUGAACUUACAGCGAAAGUCGGCAGGAUUUCUGAAACCCUUGAGUCUGAUAUCACCCAUUCUGAACCAACAAAGAUAGAAUCAACACCUAAGAUGACCGAUCCUGGGCCGGACAGGCAUGGUUUAGAGGAUGAGGAAAAAGAGACACUUAUGGAGGCAAUCACUUCAGGACAAGAGAUGAAAAUGGAGGAAGAGUAUACCCAAAGUGAAAGAUUGGAGCACAAAGAGGAAAAUAUGAAUAUACAAGCAACAGAUGACUUUGUUGAACAAGAAAUACAGUCGGACAUGCAGCAGGGAAAAACAAGGAAGGGUUUACAUUCAGCCAAUGAGACAAAUGUAAGUGACUCAUCUCUUAGUUCUGCAAACUGUAAUCUGGCAAAUGUAUCACCUGUAACAGAGCAUUUACAUAAUGUCAAUAUGAACUUCAGUAGUCUGAUGCCUGAAGACUCUAAAUUGUCUGGUGGUGUCAUGGUCGAGACUGUGGUUUCUUCUGGAUUAAAUGAUCUUAUUAUAAAUAAUCAAGUGUCACAUGUGAUUGUUCCGGAGGCAGAAAAUCGAGAUAUUUAUGUGGAAAUUAAAGAAGGAAAUGAUAUUGAUGUUCUCGAAAGAUCAAUAACAUGUGACGUUACUGUGACUGAAAAUGUCUUGGAUGUAGAGAAUUUUACAGAACAAAGUGUAGAUCCUCAAACUUUAGCUACAAGGGAAAAUGAGAAUGUGGGUACUAAAACAGGAUCUGAAACAGAUGCACUUGAAAUAAAAGACCAGGACAAUGUCGAAAAUAAUGCCAAAGAUGACAUGAUAAUGCAAAUACUUAAGAAUAAAACAGAGAAUGAAGAAGAUGAGGGAGAUACCAAAGAUCGGGAAAAACAGCCUGGAUCUCAAAUACAAGGGAGUCCAUCACGGGUAGAUCCUGACAAAGAAAGCUAUGACUUCUUUCAAGAUACAUCUGUGGAAAAUGCAGAAGAGAGUCUUCUAAAUGCAAAAUCAGAGUCAGCUUUUGAUAGAGAAGGUAAGACCUGUGAAAAAUACAAAAUGAUUGAAGAAUCAGGAGGCCAUGAGAAGAUGGAUGCAUCAGCUGUCUCAAUGAUAGGUGUGACAGAACCCCUUGCAAACAUUCCGGAUAAUGAUAUCAGAUCGGAUUUACAGCCGGAAGAGCAUUCCUCGCAUAUUAACUUUGAAGGGUUGAUGCAAGAUGCUGUUACUGAAAGUUCGCUGGAGUCAAGUGCAGUUCCUGAGCAAACUGAACUCAGCAUAAUCCCAGAAGAUUCUCAAGGAGUACAGAAAAAGGACGGAGCUAGUGAAGGAGUGGCAGAGAAGGACAGAGGACUAGAAUUUCAAGAGCAGAAUAAUGUGAUGGAUCAGAACAUAAAACAAACUAUGAUGGUUUUAAAAGGCGACGAACAUGAGAUGACAAAGAAAGUGCGAAGGUCCACAGAACAGUGUGAUGAUGAGGCUGAUAAAGCAGAGGGACAUGCAGAGAUAACAUCAGAACAACAGCAAAGAUCUUCAUUGAAUAUUUCUCAGAAACAAGAUGGUCCACCACACGAUGAUUCUGAAAACAUGUUUGAAAGUGAAACAGAAGAGAUGUUUCUCAGGGCAAACACUGUACAUGCAGCUUUUGAAAGGAUGAUUGAGACAAAUGAUGAAAGCAAAGAGAUUGAGGAAGACUUCAAAGAAAUAGAAGCAGCAGAACAUUUAACCAACGUGAACAUUCAGGAUAAUGCCAAUAAGUCAGAUUUACAGACAGAAAACCCAGAGCAAAACAAAGUAUUAACAGAAGGGCCUCAUAUAAAUCUGGAAGAACUUCAAGAAAGCACACAUGCUAAGAACGUGACUGAUGUGACUGAUUCUGGUCUCUCCUUUGAAGAUCCAGGAGAGUCAUACAUGGAACUUGAAAACAUCAAUGAGAUCCUAGAAGAUUUCCAGAAAGAGGAGAAACAAUCAACAAUUAAGCCACUUGUUCACAAGCGAAAAAUGAGAGGAAACAAAAGGCAACGAAAAGACAGAGAACAAGAUGAUGACAGUGAAACACUUAACAAUGAGGAGAAAGAAGAGGAGAGAGAGAAAAGUGGGGGAAAAGAUACCGGUCCUGUUGAAGAGUUGGACUCAACCAUCAUUCAGUCGUCAUGUAAUGCUGAGAAAUCCACUGAAGAGAGUAGCUGUGAUAUCACAGAAUCACAAACUACCACAAAAUGUCAUGGAGAGUCUCAGGAAAAUGCUGGAGAUAUUGAAAGUUUACCAACAGGGGGAGACACAGAAGCACAUUUGGAAAUUCAAACAGACAUUGGCAUGCUUGACUCAACAAUGAAUAAAGAAGGAACAGAAGAAAACAUCUGUGAUGAUGAUGUUCUCAUGAGACAAGUCGUGUUUGUUGGAGAUACAGUUACAGAAGAGAGUAAUAUGACUAUUGAGUCAGAUCUUCUUCAAAAUAACACAUCACUUGAUACUCACCAGGAAUUAUUAAAAUCAUCUGAAAAUGUUGAAAAUGUUUCUGCUGUGACUGACUCUGGUCUUCUUCUGCAAGAUGUUGUUUUAGUUGGUUCAGGAGAGACUGAAGCAGUUUCUGAGGAACCUGAAAUUAGCAAUACUUCAGAAAAUUCUCAAAGAGAUUCAUCAUCAACAUUAAAUCUACUUGCUCACAAGCGAAAAAUGGGCUCAACCCGUAGACCGCUCAGAGGAAACACAGGGCAACAAAAAGACAGAGAACAAGAUGAUGAAAAUGAAACACUUAACAGCGAAAGUUUGAUCAAUGAGGAUAAAUCCACUGAAGAGAGGCUCUGUGAUAUCACAGAAUCACAAACUACCACACAAUGUUAUGCAGAGUCUCAGGAAACUGCAGGAGAUGUUGCAAGUUUACCAAUAGGGGGAGACAAAGAAGCACAUUUGGAAAUUCAAACAGACAUCAACAUGUUUGACUCAACAAUUAUUGAAGAAGGAACAGAAGGAAACAUCUGUAAUGAUGAUGUUCUCACGAGACAUGUUGAGUUUGUUGGAGAUACAGUUACAGAAGAGAGUAAUAUGACUAUUGAGUCAGAUCUUCUUCAAAAUAACACAUCACUGAUACACACCAGGAAGCAUUAA
Triplophysa dalaica is the source of this 4636-nucleotide messenger RNA. Its product is annotated as myb-like protein X. The transcript has 2 exons. The record is from RefSeq and is a predicted model, not a curated record. The coding region runs from base 134 to 4636 and encodes 1500 amino acids. Lineage: Eukaryota; Metazoa; Chordata; Actinopteri; Cypriniformes; Nemacheilidae.